Molecule: messenger RNA, 4304 nt
Organism: Ctenopharyngodon idella (grass carp)
Lineage: Eukaryota; Metazoa; Chordata; Actinopteri; Cypriniformes; Xenocyprididae
Gene: ttc39c
Product: tetratricopeptide repeat domain 39C
Exons: 15
Coding region: 401-2137 (578 amino acids)
Biological process (GO): cilium assembly; otolith morphogenesis
Molecular function (GO): protein binding
Source: RefSeq, a predicted model, not a curated record
CUGCAAGGGGUUAACUAGUCGUUUCCUGGUUGGAGGCAAAAGGCGUGUAACUGUAUAGACUGUAGAGGAAGCUGUCAAGCUUCUGUUUUAAAGCAGAAUCGGUUCAGUCACCUACAACACCUCAGUGGGGUGAAUUAGAAGCGGAUACGGGACAAUAACGUCACUGCUCUCUGUUGCUCCUUUAAUAUUGCGUAACGCGCGAUGCUGAUAUGCGAACGACCAGCUGAUGCUUCAUAGCUCACGGCGGCCUGAUGGAGGGGACGAUUGCGGAUCUUAAAACAUCUUAGCAUCGUAGAUUGGACACGGAAGGGAUCAAACUAUAUCCAGACGACAUAUCACCAGCGGUUUGCUGUGUAUUGCAGAACGAGUUUAUUGGCGUAUAAAGAAGUAAACAGAGAGGAUGGCAGGCCCAGAUCCCCCGCAGCAGCAGGUUGAAGAGAACGCCGAGCAGAUAGAUGACGCCGAGCUGGCGUUUCAAGGCAUCAAUAUGCUGCUCAAUAAUGGCUUCAAAGAAAGCGACGAACUCUUCAGGAGAUACAGGACCCACAGUCCUCUGAUGAGCUUUGGUGCCAGUUUCGUCAGCUUCUUGAACGCCAUGAUGACAUUCGAGGAGGAAAAAAUGCAGAUGGCCAGCGAUGACCUGAGGACUACUGAAAAGCUUUGCGAGAGUGACAACGCCGGCGUCAUCGAGACCAUCCGCAACAAAAUCAAGAAGAGCAUGGACUCUCAGAGAUCAGGAGUGGCGAUUGUGGAUCGUCUUCAGAGACAGAUCAUCGUGGCUGACUGCCAGGUUUAUCUCGCCGUGCUGUCCUUCGUCAAACAGGAACUCUCAGCAUACAUCAAAGGAGGCUGGAUCCUCCGUAAGGCCUGGAAAAUGUACAACAAAUGCUACAGUGACAUCAGCCAACUGCAGGAAACCUGCCGGAGACGAUCCUCCGACCAGGAGGGGGCGCUGGCCUCUGAUCAUGCCAACCACAACACGUCAACUGAGAGUGGCGGCCGGGUAACAGAAGAGGUUCUGGAUCGCCUGAAGGGUUCGGUCAGCUUCGGCUAUGGGCUCUUUCACUUGUGUAUUUCGAUGGUGCCUCCACACCUGCUCAAAAUCGUCAACCUGCUGGGCUUCCCUGGAGACCGUCACCAAGGUCUUGCCUCCUUAGCAUACGCCAGCGAGAGCAAAGAUAUGAAAGCACCUCUCGCCACUUUGGCCCUCUUGUGGUACCACACCGUGGUGCAGCCCUUCUUUGCCCUGGACGGCUCCGACUCACGCGCCGGGCUCCUUGAGGCUAAAGCCAUUCUGCAGAAGAAGGCAAUGGUCUACCCAAACUCAUCUCUCUUCAUCUUCUUCAAGGGACGGGUGCAGAGAUUAGAGUGCCAAAUCAACAGUGCGCUGGCGUCAUUUCAGGAUGCUCUGGAGUUCGCCUCAGACCAAAGAGAGAUUCAACACGUGUGCCUCUAUGAAAUUGGCUGGUGCAGCAUGAUAGAGAUGAACUUUGAAGAUGCCUUCAGGUCUUUUGAGCGACUGAAGAAUGAAUCCCGAUGGUCGCAGUGUUACUAUGCUUACCUCACUGGAGUAUGUCAGGGGGCUUCUGGUGAUUUAGAGGGAGCCAAAGCUGUUUUUCGAGAUGUCCAGAAGCUUUUUAAACGCAAGAACAAUCAGAUUGAGCAGUUUGCACUGAAAAGAGCAGAGAGACUGAGGAAAGUGCCUCUUACGCGAGAGCUGUGCAUUCUGGGUGUUGUGGAGGUGCUAUACUUAUGGAAAGCUCUUCCAAACUGCUCUUCCUCCAAACUCCAGCUUAUGAACCAAGUGCUACAGGGGCUGGAUGACCAGUCAAGUCUGGGCCUAAAACACCUGCUUCUUGGUGCUAUUCAGAAAUGUCUUGGAAAUAUUAAAGAUGCUGUUCAGUCAUUCCAGCUGGCAGCACAGGAUGAAUACGGCCGUCUGAAUAACAGCUAUGUGCAGCCAUAUUCCUGCUAUGAGCUGGGCUGCGUGUUACUGGCUAAACCUGAGACUCUGAGUAAAGGAAGAUCAUUACUGCUUCAGGCCAAGGAGAACUACACUGGGUACGACUUCGAGAACAGACUGCAUGUCCGUAUCCAUUCGGCCCUCGCCUCCAUAAAGGAAGUGGUCCCUCACUGACCCCGUCCGACCUCCAAGUGCACCAUACUUCGACCGCUCCUGUCCAGCACUUUUCGAAACGAAAGCCAUUUGAAGUAAUCUUGCUUUUCUGGAGGGAGAAACCGAAAGUCAGCGGAGUUCAGCUGACACAGGACGUGCUCGCCAAUAUUUUUCCGCCUAGUAUUGAAUCACUGUUCAUGUACUUGUUGAUCCCAACGUUAUCGAAUUUUCACGUUCACAUUUACACCCACAUCAUAGUGCAGAUACACGGAUUUUGUGUGUUCAGGAUUGAUCGGAAGUGCAGAAAAACGUAACUCUCACAAAGAAACACGAUAAAUAGAGUAGACCAACUUUCCCAUAGCUUGCGCUAUCAUACAAAAUACAUUAGCAUGGGAUAGAACAUAGAUAACAUUAACACAUAAAAAUGAAAAAUGUAUUGUGUAACGCUUUAACCCUUUAAUAAAUAAGAGUAUCCAACCUUACCUGUAUGUUAAAUAAAGAUUGUAUGCACCAUUGUGAAGUCGAGUGAUCGACCGAUAUGAGACUGAAAUGGCCAGUACUCUGAUUUUACAUAAAUGUUCAAUUAUUUUAAUUUAUUAUUAUUUUUUUAAAGCCCAAUUUGUUUAAUAUCUAAAAACUGAUUUUACAUUAUUGCACUCAAAAAAUUAUAAUAAUUAUUUAUGGGGUUUUUUUUCUACCGGUUAGAAGUCUGGAAUAAUUGAGAUUUUUUUUUUAAUGGUUUUAAAAGAUUUAUUAUUACAAUUUAAAAUAACUAUUUUCUAUUUGAAUGGAAUUUAUUCCUGUGAUGUUAAAGCUGAAUUUUCAGCAUCAUUACUCCAGUCUUCAGUGUCACAUGAUCCUUCAGAAAUCAUGAAAUGAUGAUUUGCUGCUCAAUUAUCAAUUAUAAUUGGUGCUCAAAUAUUAAUAAUGGUAUCAAUGUUCAAAAUAGUUUCCACAAAAAUAUUAAGCAGCAAAAACUGUUUUUUAAACAUUGAUAAGAAAAAGAAAUGUUUGUUGAGCAGCAAAUCAUCAUAUUAGAAUGAUUUCUGAAGGAUCAUGUGACACUGAAGACUGGAGUAAUGAUGCUGAAAAUUCAACUUUGAUCACUGGAAUGAAUUACAUUUCAAAAUAUAUUAAAACAGAAAAUAGUUAUUUUAAUUGUAAUAAUAUUUUGCAAUAUUGCUGCUGUUUUUACUGUAUUUUUAUAAGAUAAAAUGCAGCCUUGGUGAGCAGAAGAGACUUUUACAUUAAAACAUUAAAAAAUAUAAAUUAUUCCAAAUAUUUGACCGGCUGUAUAUUCGAUAAAUAAAUAUAAAUAAUUGUUUUUUUGUUUUUUUUCACCACUUCAAAGCAGGCCAGAAUGGUCUAAUAUUUUUUCGUUGAAUCAGUCUGUCUGAUAUAUCAGUUUGUCACUGAUCUAGUUAAAGACAUUUUUACAGGUUAAAAUGCAUUGUAUUCAAAGCUGCUGGUUUUCAUUGUAUUUAUAGCAAGGUUUUAACACUAGGGUUGAUGAUUACAAAGGGGUCAAAAGGUCUAAAGUUCGUCAGGGGUCCUCUGGUGAUGCUAGAACAUAAAUUUGACUAAUUUCAUCUCAUCUGUUCCUCUGUGUAUUACGUUUGAGAACAGCAGCAUCUUUGCCAUAACUUAUGUUCUCUUGUCCUCUGCUGGACAGCAGACAUUUUCUGAAGUGCAGCCAUGCACAGAUACCUACUGGUCUUCCUCUGGGCCAGAGGAGGUCAUUUGAUUUUGGACCUUGUUUUUGACAAGCUGUAUGUUGUAUUUGGUUUUUUGUGCCAGAUGUUCUGUAACAAUAUUCUUGGCCCAAGCUUCUUAUUUGUAGACUUUUAACAGCACAUCAAUAUCUCCUUUUGAUGAUGUCACCUCUAAAUAACUUGAAUUGAUUUUGAGUCGGUGUAUAUAUUGUGAAAUUGUUGUGAAAUUUGCACCUUCUUAUUUUCUUGGCCCCGUAGAUGUAAUAUGUCUGUCCCUCCAGUGGGCGUUAUUCACUACUGUACAUGAUUCUCUAUGAAAAAGCCCCUCUGGUCUCUCUCUCGGUAACUCGAUCUGAAGCUCAAAACAUGUCUUCACUGUGAAAUGUGUCAAUAUUGGAUGUUCAGGGUAUUUAUACCUUGUGAGGACAAUAGAGUUAGGAAAUUUCAGUAAUAAAAUAACGAAACUUGCCAUCAAA